Molecule: messenger RNA, 3256 nt
Organism: Terrapene triunguis (Three-toed box turtle)
Lineage: Eukaryota; Metazoa; Chordata; Testudines; Emydidae
Gene: DISC1
Product: DISC1 scaffold protein
Biological process (GO): neuron migration; cilium assembly
Cellular component (GO): mitochondrion; centrosome; intermediate filament cytoskeleton
Source: RefSeq, a predicted model, not a curated record
GGCAGGAGCAGCCCCAGCUCGGGUGCGGAGGGCUGAGCCCAGAUGGUCAGGGUCAUUCACUGCCUCCUGUCUCUUUUCAUAAAAAGAAGUUGGCAAAGAGACCAGGAUACAUGAGACCACAAGCUCCACAACAGAUAGAGUUACAGCCUCCUGCUCACUGCAAGCCAUUCAACCCAAAAGGGCUUGAACAUGGCAGAAAGCAUUGUGAAGACUUCAAGAACUGCUCUCUGCACAGACUAUGCAAAAAUGACUUUGAAUUCUUACAUUGUAAUUCAUCUGUAAACAGUACCAUAGUUACCACUACUGUGGUAACAACAUCGACCACUGCUGGAAAUAUGACAGGAAGCCUCAGAAAUCUGUCAGAUCUCAGGAUUCAGCCGUCAGAAAAUGUAAUUCUGCCGGUUUGUCCUGCAGCUGCCACAUAUAAAAGAGACUUCUCACCUGUGUGCAGUUCAAAUACAUGGCAGACUAAUCUACUAGCAACUACGUGGAAGACAAUCCACGGUGCUAGAGUAAAGGAGCCACAGGAAAUAUACACUUUGGAUCAGAAGGAAGUGAACAAUAACUGUGUAUAUAACAACAAAGAAGUCACUUCUUACUCGUCCAGUACUUGGGAUAGCUUUAAUUCAAGUUUCAGCUUCAUCCAGCUCUCACUGAACUCAAGUUUUGAAAAAAGUGACACUGAAGGUCAGUCAGAUGGCAGGGCAACGGAACACACACUGCAAACAAAUGCAACAGGAGAAAUAGAAAAUGUUAAUUUACAUGAACCAGGGGAGAGACUAAGAAGUUCACAUAAAGACGUAGGGGCUUCAUCUUGCAUUUGUAGGCAUGGUGAGGAUUAUCAGUGUGCACGAGAGACCAUAGUGAAAAAUAAAUUGCAGGAUUGUGAGAUGGUAUCUCUUUUGGAUACAGAUGCAGCAUUUUCAUGUUCCACAGAUUCCUCAGAUGCAGCAUCUGCUGGUUCUUCUGUUACCUCAGGCUACGAAAGUAGCUUUACUGUUAGUGAUCACAACUGGGACACCCUGAUGAGGAAAUAUGAACCGGUGCUAUUGGACUGCUUGGUUGGCAACCGUAGUACAUUAAAGAUAAAAUCCUUAAUGUUAAGGCUUCAGAGGCUUCAAGAAAAAGCAAUAGAGGAAGAUGACUAUGAUAAAGCUGAUAAAUUUAGAAGAAAACUAGAAGAACUGGAGCGAGAGAAGAAUUCUUUAAAAUUUCAGCUUCCUUCCAGGCAUCCUUCAAUUAUCAGCUUCUUGGACAGAUUCAGUGCACAAGUUCAAGCAGCGUUGUACUGGGCUGGAGAUCGGGUUGAAAGUGAAGAAGCACAGCUCUGGCAAAAAAAUGAGCAAAAGCUUUUGAGUCCUGCUUACCAAAAGAGGAUGCAGGUUUCAACCACAAAAAGAAACCAGCUUCUUCAAGAAAAGCAAUGGUUGCAGAAAGAAAUUGAAGACCUCAGAGCAAGGCUGGCUGUGCUAGAAGCAAAAGAUGAACAAUUAAGAGGAGACAUUGAAGAGCAAGAUAGGCUUAUUCAGUCGCAGGACUGCGAGUUGACUGCCUUGCUUAGCUGUGUAUCUUUGAGAGAGCUACAGGAAAUAAGCAAGGCCUUAGAUGACACGUUAGCAUUGUCAUAUCAAAUUCCAUUUAGUUUGGAUCUCCCUGAAACCAUCAAGAGCCUUCAGGAAAAAGAACAAUCACUGAGCAUGUCCAUUAAAGAAGCGACUGCCAAAGUUUGUGCAAGUCAGAAACUAUGCAGUACUUUGAGGAGGAAAGUGAGUGAUAUUGAGACCCAACUACCAGCUUUACUUGAAGCCAAAAUGCUUGCUGUAUCAGGAAGUAAUUUCUGUACUGCUAAGGAUCUUGCAGAAGAAAUAAGAUCAUUAACAUCUGAGAGAGAAGGGCUGGAGGGACUUCUCAAUGAGCUGUUGGUGCUGAAUGCCAGAAAUGUCCGAAAAUUAGAGAGAAUUAAAGAAGAUUACAACAGAUUGAAACAAGAACUGGAGCAGGGGGAGUCUGCCUUUGAGACAAACGUGAAGGAAGAUGCUGUGAAAUUCAUGGAGAUGCUGGAGGAUAAGCUGCAUAGCUGUGGGAACCAGCUGCUCGAAAGAGUGUGGGAAGCUGACUUGGAGGCCUGUCAGCUGUUGAUCCAAGGGUUUCAGCUGAAAGAAGCUGGUUGCUGUGUUUCAGAGGGAGAAGAGGGCCGAACAGAUGAGAUGGAUGCUGCUGAUGAUCACUGUUCGGACACAGAGAGAGGAAAAGAAAGCCACUUUCCAAAAGGCACAGAGUGGGGCGCUGUUCCAUGCCCCCUUGCUCAAACCAAAUGCCGUGAACUCAAAGAGGUUGUGGAGGAUAUUUCAUUUGGUACAGAUGAUCAUUUGUAUGAGGACUUCCACUUAUUUUCUGCAGAACUGGGAGAAAAAUGUGACGCAAUAAGUGAGAAACUGGUGCAAUUAGAAGAUCAACUCCAAGCAUCAGUCUGCAACUUGGAUGACAGUUUUAUUCAGUCUCUACAGAGGGAGAUCCAGAUGGUGAAGGAAACUCUGCAGGCCAUGCUGAUGCAGCUCCAGCCGGAUAAGGAGGCAGGAGAAGCUGAGGCUGGAACUUCCUCUGUGACAGCUGGUGUCCAGGAAAACAAGACUUAAAGGAAUAAUAUUGAGGGGGGUCUGGUGUUUUAAUGUUAAUUCACAAAGGGUUGCUUUUAGUAACUGAAUACUGUCUUACCAAGCCUUGAGGAUCUCUUCUCUCCCUGCAUAACUAACAACAACUAAAUCAAUUAUGGAGAAAUGGAGCCUGGAGGUUUAUCAACAGAAGUGUUCUACACAGCUUCCCAUGUUCUGGCACAGACUGGAAACCAGCGUUCAGAGCAGAGCAGCUCCUGUAAUUGUGUCGAUUACAAACUGAUACAUUUCAAGUGAUUCAGCAGAGUCUCCUUUAAUGUCAGAGUGAGAUUUUUCUAACUUGUUAUAAACAACGUCCUUACUCGUGCAUUCUUCAAUCUUUUUCUCCUUCAGCAUGUCACGUUAAAGGCAGUAUUCUUCAGUAUUGCUGAGAGACAGCUGAGGGAAUAAGUAAUUUUUUGUCUUUGUAACAUCUUUCUUACACCCAAGUUAUUUUCAGAUUCCUACAAAAUGUAAGACCACUAGGAUAGAAUUCAAAAUAACCAAAUUCUUCUAACUUAAAUUAGGGCUACAUUUACCCAGUGGCAUUCAACAAAGCAGAGAAAAUUAACAUCAGACUAGAGAACAAUAGCUUUUCAACCAUU